This is a messenger RNA of Phacochoerus africanus (Common warthog), 271 nucleotides long. RefSeq names its product WAP four-disulfide core domain protein 15A-like. The transcript has 3 exons. The coding region runs from base 1 to 240 and encodes 79 amino acids. NCBI's taxonomy places the organism in Eukaryota, Metazoa, Chordata, Mammalia, Artiodactyla, Suidae. Gene Ontology annotation, molecular function: peptidase inhibitor activity. Gene Ontology annotation, cellular component: extracellular region. The record is from RefSeq and is a predicted model, not a curated record.
AUGAAGCUCAGCAGCCUCUCUGCCCUCACUGUGAUCUUCCUCCUUCUCUGCCUCCACAUGGCGCAUCCCGGAUUCCAGCGGGAUGUCAAUAAACCUGGAUAUUGCCCAGAAUUUUUUCUUUCCUGCCCUUUUGUCCUUUUACCUCUAUGUCAGCGCGAUAAAGGUUGCAAGGGUUCCAAGAAGUGUUGUUUCUACAACUGCAGACGUCAGUGUAUGGACCCGUGGCCGACUUUGGACUGAGCUCCUAAUAAGGAAGUGCUUUCCUCUUCAC